AUGAAGGACAAGUGUAAGAACGCGGCGCGUAGCCGUCGAGAGAAGGAGAACUCGGCGUUUGAGCAGCUGAGCCGACUGCUACCUAUCAGCUCAGCGGUCAGCAGUCAGCUGGACAAGGGCAGCACAAUUCGACAGACCAUCAGCUUGCUGCGUCUGCACAACAUGUAUCCGGCUGGGCUGGGGAGCGCCUGGGGCUCCUCUCCGUUGGACCAGGGCGACUUCAGAGAGCUCGGCUCGCUGCUAUUGCAGACGUUGGAGGGGUUUGUUUUCAUCGUGUCCUCUGACGGCACGGUCAUUUACAUAUCGGAGACGGCAUCCGUCCACCUCGGCUUGUCACAGGUCGAGCUGACGGGAAACAGUAUCUACGACUACAUCCAUCAGGCUGAUGUGGAGGAGCUGGCCGCGGUCCUGGGUCACACGCCCGGCGCCGAUGACCCCCUCCAGAGCCGGCCGGCCGGGCAGGCGACAGAGUUUGAGUUGGAACGAAGCUUUAUCGUGCGUAUGAAGUGCGUUUUGGCAAAACGGAACGCAGGUCUUACAAACCUCGGAUACAAGGCCAUCCACUGCAGCGGCUACCUCAAGUACUCUCCAGCGACCUCCGGGUGCCGCCGGGCAGAGACCCGGGGUCUGGUGGCCGUCGGACACCCUCUGCCCUCGUCCGCCGCCACAGAGGUCCGCCUGCACAGUAGCACGUUCAUGUUCCGCGCCAGCCUCGACCUGAAGCUCAUCUUUCUCGAUAGCAGGGUGCUAGCUCUCACCGGCUACGAGCCCCAGGACCUGAUCGAGAAAACACUAUACCAGUUUGUGCAUCCACAUGACGUCCACAGUGUGGUGCACGCACACAGGACACUGUUGUACAAAGGCCAGUCGCGAACCCGGUACUACCGACUGCUGACGAAGACCGGCGGCUGGGUGUGGCUGCAGAGUUACAGCACCAUCGUCCACAACAGCCGAUCGUCGCGGCCGCACUGCAUCGUCACCAUCAACCACGUCCUCAGUGGCGUGGAGGAAGACGGGACCUGUUUGGACAUCCAUCAGCUGGAUGAACCCCCGGAGCAGAGCUACAGAGACUUCACAGUAACGCCAAAGCGGAAUCGGGCUGCCGACACCAGCCCGACUGCCGACGGCAAGGGCCGGUCACCACGCCAGGCAGCGACUGUCAGUCCCGGGCUACAGACAAGGACUGGGGACCCGGGAGACGCGUACAAGGCUGAGGCAGGGUGUGCUAAAGCUCCAUUUCUUGUCUCAGGGUCUGGAAGGACACCACCGAUAGGCGAAGGUUCUGACGGACUGCCGAUGGAGGUCAGUCCUGCAGGAAGCGGGGACCUCUACGACCCGUCAAUAUGUGUGGGAGGAACAGAAGAAUGUGAGAGUUACAACGACGUAAUCAAGUACCGGCCUGACCAGACCGACGAAAAUAUCCUGAAUGGAGCCGCAGGGAAUGGUGAGUCAUUUUUUACCAGAAGAGGAGCUUUCUCUGCCUUCAGUCAGACCGAAACUGAUCCGAUACUCCCGUGCCAUCGUUAUGAGGACCGGGACAGAAGGUUGACAAUGGCGACAGAGCUUUACCAGACGUUUUCCACAGUCUCAGCGCCACUUGAAGACGCCUUGUCGAUGGUCACUAGGCCAAUCUCACGCGAAGUCAAUCUCCAGCCGCUGCCGUCACCUGAAGUGCCGAGCCCAACCCUACAUCGGACAUUCGUCGGCCCCGACGGUUUACACUUCACCUCAGGACUGCUAGACGAGCGCUUUGUCCCGGGCUACCCUGAGAGUCCUUACUCAGGAGCGACGGAUUGCAAAGAGUGGUACGAUCCGGCUCAGUACGGUGCGCACUAUCGUGCUGCGGCUCAGCACCAAAGCGUGCCAUACAGCGAUCUAAAAAGCACAGAUCCAGCUUAUCCUGACACCAGGUAUCACGACGUGGCAUACGAAGUUGCCAGCUACCAGGGUCAAUCCCCCGACAAUCUACAUCACCAUCAGGACGUUCAACAAGUCUGCCACCUCAGACAUCAGCCGUCACCUAUGUUCCAUGACGAUUCUGAGAGCAGUCCUAAAGACCUUUCACCACCGAACGCGCUGUGCCCACCCGAUCACCCGUCUCCCGAGGUGACUCCCUUGGGAAGUGAGCUUCUGACAUCACCUGUCAGUCACACCAGCGUCAUCGUGGACAUGCAGCAGUACAUGCAGAAUGAGUACGUGCAUUGAUAACCCAAUGCUGAGAAAGCUUGGCUGGAGUCCAGUGACAUGGCGCCUGGAACAUCUGGAACGCCUGGAACAUGGCGCCUGCCUAAAACGUGCGUCCACCGAUAUUUCGGGGAUGGCUGAAGCUAUUGCUAGUCUGUUUCAGGGACUCAAAGAGUGCGAGAUGUUAUUACGAAAUAACUGGACUGGGCAGGCGAACUUCGCACUAGCGUUUACGCAGACUCAUUAUAAACAGAGUGCUAGAUGUAACUAUGUAGGCAUGCUCAAACUCAGUAAAAAAUGAGACAUAUCAGUUAUACAUAUCCAAUGAAAGACGUCAUGAAAGAGUGCCUUGCCUGCCACUUCGGCUCCGGACCGCCGAGCUGUUCGCGGACCGUUUGUGUUUGCACCGGUCAGCCUUGACGUCCGCUGCGCGCUUGUAGACCCCCUACGCUAGCGGUGUAAGUAGCGCUAUAAGCUGUAACUGUGCCGAGGUUGGUGUGCUCUAGUCUUGAUAAAAUUGUUUGGUAAUAUUUGAAGUCGCUCAGGAAAUCCAAAUGAAGCGGUCGGCGCAACAUCCACUGGCUUUUCCAGCAUGCGUGAAACGCCGAGUGUUUUUCUAUCAACUUGCCUCGCGGACUACGAAUGUAAAAUGGUGGACGCCGACCGCAGUAACGUGGUCACAGAGGAAUUGAAAGACACAUACUUUAAGAGGAAGCCGAUUUAAGAAAUGAAUGCUGACGUGUGACAACCAGUUCCCACUUCGUGUAACGAGUGCAGUGCAGUGUUCACUAUUCGCAAAUCGUUGACUGUGUAUGUCUUCAAUACAAACAUUUUACAAAU
Molecule: messenger RNA, 3024 nt
Organism: Amphibalanus amphitrite
Lineage: Eukaryota; Metazoa; Arthropoda; Thecostraca; Balanomorpha; Balanidae
Product: protein single-minded-like
Exons: 9
Coding region: 1-2205 (734 amino acids)
Biological process (GO): regulation of transcription by RNA polymerase II
Molecular function (GO): RNA polymerase II transcription regulatory region sequence-specific DNA binding; protein dimerization activity; DNA-binding transcription factor activity, RNA polymerase II-specific
Source: RefSeq, a predicted model, not a curated record